AUGGCGCUCGAUGAUUUCACGCUCCGGGCUCGCCUCGGACCGCAAGAUGAUGGCCUCACGAAGCAAGGUCCCUACAUUACCAGAGCAGCGACCAGUCCAGCACCUUCCAGUCCCACCCCUGGCCCCCUCCCGCCAUCUUCUGCUUCUCCCACAGACGUCAGCCCCAUCAAGUCCCCCCGCGCAUCCCCCAGCCAGGCCAAUGGUGGCUCUGUCUCGCCAUCCGUCCGACACCCACUGGAAAGGGCCUUGUCUCCAGAUCUACCGACCAAGGAUGCCCUUUAUCUCUUUGUCAACUUUGCAAGUUAUAUGCAGAGCCCUUGUCAAGGAGGCGAAGGGAUAGAGAGUAAUGAAGAUUUCAAAGAUACCAUCAGGCUGUUAGACUAUGCUAGGUCACUUCGGACGAUGCCAUACUCAAACGUUCACCUCUUGCAUCUGAAGUAUCGAUUCCAAGGUGAACAGCGUGACUUUCGAUCACCCUACGCUACAGGAGACUAUGUCCUGCCACUCAAUUACCGCGACUCCAACGGUCGAUUGCGAAAUCCAGUACCUCAACCAUUCUCGACGCUUCAUGAUCCAGUCAUCAAAGUUGAUUAUCGCUCCGACGGUGUUUUCAGUCCCCUUCCUGCCCAAGCUGUCUUUAGCCACAUUGCCACAUACUGCCAGCCUCCUCCAAGAAUCAUCGUCAUUUCCUACGUCUCUUCGAGAGUCACAGAAAACCAUAUCGCGGCCAUCUCCCAAUGGGCCCUCACGUCCUCUCCACCAUGUUAUGUCUUCUCGCCGCUCGAAACGCGACUUCGCGAACGACAACCUCUUCAUCGCGCAUUGCACCAUGCCAUUCCAAUGUCAAUGUACGCCUGGCCAACUGAUGACGUUUCUUCCGCCUGUCUGCCGCUGUCCUUUUCCACCUCAUUGGCGAGCCUCCCAUCCCCAUAUUCCGGAGUUCAAUCUGUCGGUACUCAACGUGAGAAGUCUACUUCGCCUCUGACCUCGCCCCAACAGACUAGUUUUUCAGGUUUCGGCCUUUCAUUCAAUGAUGGGGCGGCUAGCGGGAGACGCGAGUCAUUCUUUGACAAUCAAGAGGAGUUGUCUCCAGAACCGUCCCGAAGGGCAUCCUCAGAGCUCACUCGAGCACCCACUAGUCCUCUUCUUGGUCGAACAUCGUCGGGGUCGUCUAUCACCCAAAAGAAUCGACAUGAUCCCGUGGCGACUUUGACCGUCAUUUCAGGUCAAGACGAUGACCAACCCACGGUAUCCAUGUCCGGGUCUCCAUCCAAUGUUCUCUCCAACAUUGCGUCGGUACCUGCUCCUGUCGACCGGAUCCCUCUUUGGACAUUGGCUCCAGGUGUCGGCGUCCUGCGCGGAUCGACAUCCGCAUCUAUAGGGGUCAAGCUAGGAGACUUUUCAGCCAUCAACCUGGUCGAAACGGCAGAUGAGACGUCUCGAGUCACGCCAUCUUCUCUCCCGACUCGCUUUCAAUGCCCUGAGAUGCCUAUUCUACCUUCCGCAAAGCCCUCAGCGUCUGGCGCAAGUGUUAUUGCAGCUUCAGCGGCAGGUAUCAAAAUGGCUUCGAUGGACAUGCCACAAUUACCUCGACAGCUGGCUCCUCCUGUUGAAGCUCCCGACCGACCGCAUACGCCGUCAAAAGUCUUGCAACCUGCCAAACCUACUCAACGGCCCAUCACCAACAUCAUAGCAGCCGAAGGUAAUGAGCUAGACAAAAUCAACGCCUCUCCUGCCAUGCCUCGGUUUAUACAACCUAGCCCAUCACUCAGACAACCCAAUAUGCCAGUAUCUGUCAUCCAUCUCACACCUCCUGAUAGGCCUCCGAUGCUGAACCACUUGUCUCCUCCGGACCUUCAACCCGGUCAUCUGACUCCACCAGAACGACCAGCUCCGAAAAUCAUCACAUCCGCGUUGACUACAUCGGCUCUGAUGUCUGAGAAAAGGGACAAAGACACAACGCAAGUCAAGGCAGCAGUGGCAGGUGGGCAAUCAUCGCCUGAAGAUACAGUCGACACGUCACCACGAGGAGCAAGCGCGAGCUUUCAAUCUUGGCCGACCCCGGUCAACAAGAUUUCAGGCUGGAGGAAGGGUCGAAAGGAACAAAUGGAGGAUACGCUCGAGGCGUUGCAUCUCGUGCCUGACCUAUCAUCUGAAGGUCAGCAAGUAGACAGCAUGAUGGCGGGUGUGCAAAAUUUGGAUCUCGUCAGCGAGUCAACCACGACAUUGACUUCAGCUAUACUAAACGGUGUAAUACCGUCUGAAAGCUCGAUGGCUCCGUUCGCGGACAGUGACGAUCCCUCAGAUCAAUGGAUCAUGGGUCUGAUGGCUAUGUUGUAGAG
This is a messenger RNA of Kockovaella imperatae, 2342 nucleotides long. RefSeq lists its product as hypothetical. The coding region runs from base 1 to 2340 and encodes 779 amino acids. The transcript is spliced from 4 exons. Lineage: Eukaryota; Fungi; Basidiomycota; Tremellomycetes; Tremellales; Cuniculitremaceae. The record is from RefSeq and is a predicted model, not a curated record.